Molecule: messenger RNA, 2815 nt
Organism: Sebastes umbrosus (honeycomb rockfish)
Lineage: Eukaryota; Metazoa; Chordata; Actinopteri; Perciformes; Sebastidae
Product: peroxisomal bifunctional enzyme-like
Biological process (GO): fatty acid beta-oxidation
Cellular component (GO): peroxisome
Molecular function (GO): (3S)-3-hydroxyacyl-CoA dehydrogenase (NAD+) activity; NAD+ binding
Source: RefSeq, a predicted model, not a curated record
GAAGAACCGUGUGGAAAAUGCAUUCAUGGGAGUGGAAGUGUGUUAAAGGUAACGCUGUGUUGUCAGCAGAGUGAAGUACAAAGUUCACUCUGCACACCUAACAGAAGUGUGAUAGCUUCUAGUGUUUGGUCGACAGGCUCGAUGGCUCAGUUUACUCGUGUUUCAGAGUUUGUUGGCUUGAUUACUCUCCAGAAUCCUCCAGUCAACGCACUCAGUGCAGCGGUGAGGCAGGGCAUCGUUGACACGGUGAAGAAAGCAAUCAGUGACCCAAAGGUGAAGUCUGUGGUCAUCUGUGGCCAGAAUGGAGUCUUCUGUGGAGGGGCGGACAUCAGGGAGUUUGGGGCAAACAUGUCCGGACCUCCACUGGUACCGAUGAUCCACUCAAUCGAGGCUGCGAAUAAGCCAGUGGUGGCAGCCAUAGAGGGAAUCGCUUUAGGCGGAGGCCUUGAGUUGGCGCUUGGCUGUCAUUAUCGAAUCGCACACUCUAAAACCAGACUGGGUCUUCCAGAGGUGACUCUGGGUCUGCUGCCAGCUGCAGGGGGAAGCCAACGUCUGCCAAGACUCAUCGGGGUCCCAGCUGCCUUAAACCUCAUCACAACAGGCCGCCACGUGACUGCUGCUGAGGCACUGCAACUUGGCAUCGUGGAUCAGGUUACUGAUCACAACACUGUGGAUACAGCUGUGAAGUUUGCCCUGAGUGUUGCAGGUCAGUCAGUGGAAGCUCGUCGUAUAAGUACUUAUCCGUGUCAACGUUCGUCUGAUUUGGAUGCUCUGUUUGAGGAGGUGAUGCAGAAGGUGCGUCAGAGUGCCCGUGGAGCUAUAGCACCAGUUGCAUGUGUCCAGGCGGUGCGAGCGGCUGCCACCCUGCCGUACGCCCAGGGCAUGGAGCGGGAGAAAGAGCUGAUGGCCACUCUCUUCAACUCAGGCCAGGCCCGCGCCCUGCAGUACUCUUUCUUUGCUCAGAGAGCUGUUGGCAGGUGGAGGAUGCCCAGUGGAGCCCGCUGGGACACGAGCAAGCCCAGGCCUGUACAUAAAGCAGCCGUCAUUGGUCUCGGCACCAUGGGGAGAGGCAUAGCAGUGGCCCUGGCUCAGACAGGGUUGUCUGUGGUCGCCGUGGAGACCCAGGAGAAGCAGUUGAUGGAGGCAAAGCAGGCAGUAUCUGGCAUGUUGGAGCGAGGAGCUAAGAGAAGCGGGAUGGCUCCUGGGCUUGAUAGGAUCAGUUACAGCCAGAACAUCCAGGCCGCAGCAGACGUCGACCUGGUCGUCGAGGCUGUGUUUGAGGACAUGGCCCUGAAGAAGCAAGUAUUCCAGCAGCUGUCUGCUGUUUGUAAACCAGGCACCUUCCUGUUCACCAACACUUCUGCACUAGACGUGGACCAGCUGGCCUCUGAAACCCCCAACCCAGAGCUGGUGGUCGGGAUGCACUUCUUUGCCCCAGCCCAUGUCAUGAAGCUGCUGGAGGUGGUGUAUGGGCAACGAUCCUCUCCUCAAGCCGUGGCCACUGCCAUGCAACUGGGAAAGAAAAUGGGCAAAGCCAGUGUGGCAGUUGGCAACUGCAAUGGCUUUGUGGGGAACCGCAUGCUGAAGCCAUACCUUGUACAAGCUUCCUUCCUGUUGGAGGAGGGAGCUACACCUGAGUUGGUAGAUGGAGCGCUGGAGGAGUUCGGUUUUCCCAUGGGUGUGUUCAGAAUGUCUGACCUCUCCGGGCUCGACGUGGGCUGGAGAAUCAGGAAGACAGACGGGCUGGCGGAGCCUGGCAUGUCAUCAGGGCACUCGGCUAGAAUCCGACAGGGCAGCAGGUACAGCCCCCUGGGAGACCUGCUCUGUGAACAGGGUCGGUUUGGCCAAAAAACAGGCCAGGGAUGGUACCAGUAUGACAAACCCGGCGGUCGGGUUGCCAGGUCUGACCCCUGGCUGCACAGCUUUCUGGAGGAGUACCGAGCCCGGCACGGCCUGGUGGCACGCAGAAUAGACCACCAGGAGGUGCUGGAGCGCUGCCUCUAUGCUCUGAUCAACGAGGGCUUCCACAUCCUGGAGGAUGGAAUAGCUGCAGGACCCGAAGACAUCGAUGUCAUCUAUGUGUUCGGCUACGGCUGGCCCCGCCACCGUGGAGGUCCCAUGUUCUACGCAAGCAUGGUGGGGCUGGCAAAGGUCCUGGAGAGGCUGGAGCACUACCACCAGGCUCACCCUGAUGUGCCCUCCCUGCAGCCCAGCAGCCUCCUCAGGAGGCUGGUGGCCAGUGGCAGCCCACCUGUCCAGAAGUGGAGGGAAGUCAUCGAGAAACCCCACAGCCAGCUUUAAAUCUCAAACCUUUCAGCUUUAAUCUCUUUAUUCACUUUAAUAACGAGGGUCUAAUGGUGACUUGACUGCACUGAUAUUGUGCAUUAUAGUAAUGCUGAUCUUUUUCUUAUAAAUAUGUGAUUAUGGAUGGUAUUGCAGGAGGCCAUUGUGCGUUCUGUGUUUCUUUUCUUUUGCCCUGUAUGUAAAUGUGGGGUGGUCAAAAUACUAGAAACACCUUGCAACUAUAGGACUCAAAAAAACAUGUCUCUAACAACAGAAUUGAACAUUACAAGCUUUACAACGAUUGGAUGUAUUACAUUAUAUUGGAGUGAAUUAAAUUGCACCGAUGUAUCCAAUAAACUGAUAAUUUGGUGUAUUGCAGAAUUUAAAAAAAUGCUGAAAUACAAUGAUAUGAAUGUGAUAAAUCACAGAAUUGCAAUAUGUGCAUGCACAAGAGAUGAUUUCACUGAUGUCCCAUAUUGGGUUUGUUUGGUUAUUAAUUAAUCUUGUUUAAUAAACAUUGGUACAAUUUUUA